GGUCGAGGUGGAGCUGGUGACCCCCGACCCCCGAGGCUCCACCCCCAAGACGGGCAUCAUCCGGCAAACCAUCAAAUACUCUCGAGACUGAUCUGGACGCCGUGCCACUGCGGUGCUACAGGGAGACCGACCUGGACGAGGUGAUGCGGGCGGAGGCCGAGGCAGCCGAGGAGGCGGACUCGGCCUUUGGGAGUAACCGCAGCGUCCUGGGAAAUUCCAGCUUCAGCCCAGCCGACGCCUCCCCGAAACCCCGGACAGGUGGGAGGAAAGAGGAGGAGGAGGAUGAGGAGGAAGAGGAGGAGGAUGAGGAGGAUGAUGAGGAGGAGGAGGAAGAAGGAGUGGUGAGCUGGGCCAGUGUCCGGAUGCUGGGAGACAGACAGAGACAAAGAGCCACGAAGGAGGAGGACGAGGUGUUCGGUCUGCUGCUGAAGGGGCCGUCGGAGGCGUCGUCUAACUCGCAUGGCGGCCUCAAGUCUCCGAUCUCCAUCGGCAGCCCCCGCCGACCCUCCGAAAGCAACCUCGACUCCUUCAGCCGCCAUUUUGAAAGCAUCAUGGAGUCUCACCGGGCCAAAGGCACGUCGUACAGCAGCCUGGACAGCGUCGACCUUCUGACCUCUGGAUCCACGUCUGUGUUCACCUUCGACCUGCCCACCCUCACCCCAGAGAUCCAGAGCCAGAUCUGCGAGAGCGCCAAGCAGAUCAUUGAGCUGAGUUUCGCCCCGCUGGCCCACCCGGACCAGUCUCCCCCCUCGGAGACGUCUCGCUCCGAAAUCACCCUCAGUGCCUCGGGGGCGGGGCUCCGAGGCGGCUCCAAAGACGACUCCGGCCCUCCAGUUCGAUCCAAGUCGGAGAAAGAGUCGUGGCGUCGCUCCGUCCUCAAAGACGGCUUCCGCAAGGCGAGCUCGGCCCCCUCGCUCCACAGCAGCCCCAGGGAGCGUCCGGUGAACCGCCCGCCCGAGCUGUUGUACCCGCAGGCCGACGUGGCGGAGCGGCUGGCGCUCGGCGGCAGCGACGACGCGCUGGCGAACGGCACGAAGGCCGACCUGCAGGCGGCCAAACGUCUCGCCAAACGCCUCUACAACCUGGACGGAUUCAGGAAGUCCGACGUGGCUCGACACCUCGGCAAGAAUAAUGAGUUCAGUCAGAUGGUGGCAGAGGAAUAUCUCAGCAACUUUAACUUCACCGGUCUGACCAUCGAUCAGGCGCUCAGGACGUUUCUGAUGCAGUUUGCUCUGAUGGGAGAAACUCAGGAGAGAGAGAGAGUCCUCGCUCAGUUCUCCAGGAGAUACAGACAGAGUAACCCCGAGAGUGUGGCUACCGAAGACAGCGUCCACACUCUGACCUGUGCCGUCAUGCUGCUGAACACAGACCUUCAUGGAAACAACGUGGGGAAGAGGAUGUCCUGCAGUCAGUUCAUCUCCAACCUGGAAGGUCUCAACGAUGGAAGAGACUUCCCCAAAGAUCUGCUGAAGACUCUGUACAGCUCCAUCAAGAACGAGAAGCUUCAGUGGACCAUUGAUGAAGAGGAGUUGAGGAAGUCCAUGUCGGAGCUGGCUGACGUUCGAACGGACUCCGCCUCCCACACCAUGAAACGACUGGGGAGUGGAGGAAACCCGCUGGUGGGCGUCGCCCAUCAGGCCGACGGCGAGCUCUACAAGAACGGCUUCCUGGUCCGCAAAGUCCACGCCGACCCCGACGGAAAGAGAACUCCACGGGGUAAGCGGGGGUGGAAGUCUUUCUACGCUAUGCUGAAGGGUCUGGUGCUCUACCUGCAGAAGGAUGAGUACCGUGCGGAGCGAGAGCUGACGGAGGAGGACGUGAAGAACGCCGUGUCCAUCCAUCAUUCUCUGGCCAUGAGAGCAGCUGAUUACAGCAAGAGACCCAACGUGUUCUACCUGAGGACGGCCGACUGGAGGGUCUUCCUGUUCCAGGCUCCGAAUGCAGAACAGAUGCAGUCGUGGAUCACGCGCAUCAACGUGGUGGCGGCCAUGUUUUCGGCUCCACCGUUCCCGGCGGCGAUCGGCUCCCAGAAGAGAUUCAGCCGUCCUCUGCUGCCGGGAUCCAACACCAAACUGUCCCAGGAAGAGCAGGUCAAAUCUCACGAGAACCGGUUCAGGGCGGUUUCCUCCGAGCUGGCCGACCUCACAGCCUCCACACCGGACCGGAAGGUGAAAGGUCGCGAGCUGGAGGAGCAGAAACUCCGACAGGAGUACCUGGAGUUCGAGAAAACCCGGUACGGUACGUACGCCAUGCUGCUUCGGGCCAAACUGUCCAGCGGAGACGAGGACCUGUCGGCCUUCGAGUCGCGGCUGUUUGACGACGGCGGCCUGCAGAGGGCGCACUCCAGCCCUACGCUACCUCUGGAAGGCGCCAACAAGGAGAAGACCCGCGGGACCAAGACGUCAAAAAGCUUAAAGGUCACGUCCUCUUCAUCCUCGACCUCCAAGACCAGCGGCAGCACCAGAGAGGGAAGCAAGAAGAACGGCAGCGGUGGCGGGAACAACCAGCGGCUGGAGCUGCAGAAACAGAGCAGCAAACAGGAAGAGGCGCCGUAAGGCGGCGGGAAUCAGGUUUUAUACAAAGUGUGUAGCUGGAGACGGACAUGAAGCUUCAUGGGUAGCAGGCUGACAUCCUCCUUUAAACCUUUUCUGUUAAACCUGAUUCUGAUUUCCUCCAGAGCCGAGCCGAGACGUUCGAGGUCGGUGGGAAAGGAAACACUCGUCACAAAGGAGGACGACCGAACGGACGAGUGCUGCGUUUUUUUCACAAGUCGAAACAUUCAGGAAACACUAAGGUUUGAAAAGUGUAAUCUGGCCAUCCAUCAGCUGUCAGAGCUUAUUUCUCAUCAACUUCAGCAGUUCAAACAGUAAAAACCGCUGCUGAGCUUCAGAGCAAAAGCUUUGUUUCCUGUCAAAUCUUUCAUUUCAGGGACUUUCUGGAAGCAUUUUUUUGUUAAAAUGGCGGAGACAGAGCUUAAAUAUCAGCAAUCAUUCAGUCUCCUGCAGCAGCUUCUGAUUCCAGGAGCCGUCUGGUUUUGUUGAGACAGAACAGAAACAGUUUGUCGGUACUUUUAUUUUUUUUUUUCUCUCAGAGCGACAAACACUGACCUCCUGCACUGCCAUCGCUCUGCUUCCCCUAGCAACAAACGGGGGAGCAGGUUGCCAUGCCGACCACAUAUGACGGACAGAGCGCGUGGGACUGUUGCCGGGGCAGCCGAGAAAAGGGGGGGUGGGGGUGUUGAGACUCUGGAGUCAGGACUCCCCCGGCCAAACAAACAAUCAAACAGACAAACCAGACCGAGGCUGUGAUGAUGCGUCACAGAGACGAUCAGGAACACAAUACCUCCUCCUCCGCACUUCACAGAGUGUGUGUGUGUGUGUGUGUGUGUGUGUGUUAACCAGAGGAAAGGUAUUGUGAGUACACAGUAAUACUGUGUUAGCACUUGAUGUGUACUUCGAGGAGUGGAAACACAAGCUGAACAUGCUGGAUGGAGGCUGAUCAAAGUGUGACUGCAGUUUGUUUUAUUCAUGUUGUUUUCCUCACUGAGUUCUGCUGGAACAAACAGGCUGGAUGGAGGUUUAUUAGUGACCAAAAACUACUGACUGAGCAAAAAAUGAUAAUUUAAACUUGAAUCAAUCUUCGGGCAGAGUAGAGGGCUGGAUAUCAUCCCACAGUUAUUGCUUCUGGUUCAUAAAAAUACUUCACUGCCUUUAUAGAGAGCCGAAGUGAAACUAGCUUCCAGGUUCUGCUCCAGAAGUGAAAAAACUUUUCAAUUCAAAAUCUCAUAUACAUUUGCAACGAUUCUAAUAACUAAGCAUCCAGCCUUGGAACAGAGUCUUCCUCAACAGCAUGUUGUGUGGCUCGCUUUAUAUGUUUAGAUCAGGACGGUAGUUUAGAAAAACGAUCAGAUAUCGUUACGUACCUGCGCCGGUAAGUUUACAUGAGAGCUGUAGUUUUUUUUUCUGUGUUGUUUAACUUUGUUAAAAUCACAAAGGUUUCGGUUUAUAACAGCAGCUGCUGUAGUGGAGCUGAUUUGUCUGAUAAGAUGGAAAUUAAACAUCAGGAACACGCUACGUGUUUUCAGAAAGACCGAUGAAAGAAACGCUGAGUGAGAGAUUGACUUGAGUUACAGAGCCUAGACAGGAAGUGACGUCAUGACUCCGGCUCUUUGUACUGCUAUAAACAUUAUGCCUAACAUUAAAAAAAACUAAUGAAAACAAAGAUUUCUGUGAAAGAAAAAGACAAAAUGAAGAACAGCACUUCUGGAGGAGGAGCUCACCUCAAAGUCUACAAGAACAAAUUUUAAGAUAUAAAUAAAAUCAACAUCAAGCAGACGAAGAGGAGGCUUAAAGAAAAGGCAGCAAACUGUCAGCAGAUUUCCAGAAUUUAUGUUUGUGAUUCUAACAUUUUGUCACCAAAAUAUAAAAAUUCGAGUGUCCAGAAAAUAAUUAUUCUUGUGUUGGAAAAGUUGAACUAGUUAAAGUAAAAGUGUAAGACUUAUUAAACAAGUGCCGGCAGUCUCAGUCGAUGAAUGUGGACAGUUUGAAUUAGUUUUGUGCUCGCUCAGUAGUUUCGUCGUUAAUGAACUUCCAUAGAUUUUCUCUCUUUGCUGAAAACGAUGCUGGAAACUGUUCUAAUGUAUAAUGUUUGAAUCCGUCCACUUUAUCCCGAUCACUACGAACGGGAUCACAGGUUACUUAAUGUUUAUGUAUCUCGCUGAAAUGACCUUGUUUGUUUGUUGAUUGGAGACGAGAGUUCAGAAGCUGCAAGUUUGAAUCAUCUCUUUACUAAUGUGAUGAAACAAACACACGUUCUCUUGAUCUCCAGUGAAGACGCGGACGCUCGUCACGUCAGCCAUCUUGUUGAAGUAGAGAAAAUGAACGCUUGCUUUUUAAAGACAACUGAAAAAUUAAUUCUAAAGAGUCUCGUGAUCAUCUUCACUAUCAGACACCAGACAGGAUUUCUGGGUAAUGAAGUCCUCCACAUGCAGUUACCUCUUGCUGCCACUUGGGGUCACCAGAGUGGGAAGCUGCGCUGUGAACAAAGCAGCUGCUGCAGAGUAGAUUUACUUAAUUUGUUUCCUUGAGUUUGGACAUUUCCACAACGUCUCGCCCAAAUCCCAGAAUUCCCAGUUCAGCAGUGAAAGAGUGAAAGAAAGAUCAGUCGCGGAAGAAGUACUCAGAUCUUUUACUUAAAGGUCCAGUUAGGAGCAGCUGUCGGCAGAAGUGGAAUAUAAUAUUCAUAAGUAUGUUUUCAUUAGUGUUUAAUCGCCUGAAAAUAAGAAUCGUUGUGUUUUCGUUACCUUAGAAUGAGCUCUUUAUAUCUACAGAGGGAGCGGGUCCCCUUCCACGGAGGCCGCCAUGUUGCACCGCCAUGUUUCUACAGUAGCCCAGAACGGACAAACCAAACACCGGUUCUAGAGAGGGCCGUUUGUGUUUUUCGCAAGUUUCGCAGCCACCGUAGUGUCUCCUCCACGCCUGGAAGGGGAGGGCGAGGCGAGCGGUGUUCACAUGGCUGCAAACUGCAGUUUCACCACUAGAGGCCGCUAAAGCCUCCACACUGGACCUUUAAGUAACAGUAGUAACACCACAGUGUAGAAACACUCUGUUACAGGUAAAAGUCCUGCAUUCAAAUUUUUACUUAAGUAAAAGUAUAAAAGUAUCAGCAUCAAACUUUACUUAAAGUACCAAAAAUAAAAGCAGUCAUUAUGCAGAAUGGCCCAUUUCAGAAUAAUAUGUAUUAUAUCUGGAUUAUAAUUAUUGAUGCAUUAAUGUGUUCAUCACUUUAAUGUUGCAGCUGGUACUUUAUAUACUGCUGGGUAGCUUAUAUAAUAUAAUAAUACAUCGUAAUUUAUUAUUAUUGUUUUGUAUUAAUAAUAUGAAUCUGCAAAGUAACUAAUGUUAAAUAAUGUGGUGCAGUAAAAAUAUUGGCUUCAAAAAUUCAAAACUGUACUUACCUGCAGCACUUGAGUAAAUGUACUUAGUCACAUUCCACCACUGUGAAAGAGAAUAUGAAGAUUUGCGGGAACAGUAAAAUAAAUCUGAGUUAAACUUUACAAAUGUAAGAGUCGUAAUUUAUAAUUUAAAGAAAAAGACAGCUGGCUAUCGUAACUGUGAGACGAUGUAAACAAACACAAACAGAUCUGAGAUCGGUGUCUUUUUCAGGCUUCCCAGCUUGUAGAUGUGCUCACGACAGUUAAGCAAGAGCCAGCUAGGAAUCUGGAGACACAAGAGUCACGCCACAGUUUACGGGACGGAGCCAGAUAUCUACUCAAAAAACCUUUUUGUGCACGUUGUAAUAACUACAUUUUUACAUUUCACACAUUAUGCAGAACCAAAAGUCCAAGAUUUCAUAUGAUUUAUUGCCCAGCCCUAUGUCCAGGUCAUGGGGUGAUUAUUCAUUUUUAUUUCAGUUAGGCUGUCCUGGACUUCCACAUGUGGGAAACUUAAAAACAUCCAGUUGUCUUUGAUGUCCUUCCUGUGAUGUAACACUGCAGCGUUUCUCACAUAAUCCUGUUGUUCAUGAAUAAUAAUGUUGAGUCUCCAGGAAACACGAAGCUCCGUCUGUUCAGUGUUUCAUCAGCAGUUUGAAACGGGAAGAAAACAGAUGUGACGACAGGAAAUGGUCACCAGGUGGCAGCAGAGAAAAGCUGUGCGUUGAUGGUUUUCUGGUUAAAGGAAUGAUCCACCCAAAAUGUAAAAAUUAAGUUUCAUUUCAAAACGUUGUAUAUUUUGCUCAGAUUUAUACUUUACACCAGGAAAAAGUUAAAGUGUUAAGAUAACUUUCAUAUCAUCUGUUACUUUGCUAACAAUUUUGCUGUUUUGGAAUGAAACUGUUCAGAUUUGACAGGUUUGCGACGAGGAACACAAAACCAUGGAACCUUUUCAGUCCGAAACAAUAAAUCCAGAUUCCCUGAAAACACUGAAGGAAAACUUGAAGAUUUGGUCUCUUAAGGGAGGAAAGAACAAAAGUUGUUCUGAAUUUUUCACGCAGGAUCGUUUUUGGUCGUUUUUUCCAGUCGGGAGCAAGUUUUUCAGCGAGCGGUGGAAACUUCCAGACAGACCUCAGUGUGAUUUGUGAAAUUUCUGAAGGAUUACAAACGCUGAUGCUGCUGUUUCCGCUGGACUGAUUAUCACCAGGAUUUAGUCUCGUACGGUUGAUUCCUGCAGAACAGGAAACCCUGAGCUCUGAGGGAUAAACAGAGAAGUUUGACAUUUUGAAUGAAGCUGUUGGGUCCAUAUGUGGACCGGCGAGCGAUCAUCUCCACUCUGUUCUGAACAGACUGUAAAGACUCUUAAAACAAACACCACAGAGGACUUUAUAAACGUCAAACCACACGUUUCAAAGGUACUGACAGAAUGAAACUAAGGACGCUGCGUGAUAACGCUCAUUUUUCACGUCACACCAGUCGAUCUGGAUCUCAGUCCUCACCAGCUUUGGGUUCGGAUUCGACCGAAAGAAAGAAUAAGCGCACAGAUACAAAUACGUUUCCUUUGGCUUCAAGUCCAAGUCCAGCACGAUCCAUAUCAGCUCCAACAGAGUGCGGACUGUGACACCGUCAGGGAGGUUGGACUCGGUGUGGGUCGGACAGAUGGAUGCUUCUUACGCGUCGGUGACGUCUUGCUUCCUUUGUGCUGAAAGCAGUCAGUUUAGGACAGACUGCAUAUCCCAUCAGGCCUUGCAGCGCUACAUCCCCUAACAGCCGGAGGACGUGGCUAGGAAGGAUGUCUGGGCCGUUCUUACCCCUCGUUCACAAGUGCAGACUCAAAAAGUCUUUUGUCUCUGAAGCGCAUGAAGCUUAUCGGUGUCAUUUAUAUACUCAGCUCUGAUUGGACAGUUGGACUGGUGCAUGAAGUAGUUCAUUUCCCAACCAGCGUGUUUCCAUUUGUCGUUUUUCUUCUUCUCGUCCCGGUAGCGGAGUCGGCGACAGCGACGGUCAGCUUUUCCUCCAUUUUGUUUGAGGCUCUUUGACGUAGUUGAGUGGAGCUUCUGCUUCAUCCGGGAAUCAGAACCAGCUGACCGGUUGAGUCACGGGACAUUUGCGUAGAUUUGAACCUUUCUCGACGUCCCCACGUUGUGCCGCUGGACGAUAUUUGAGUGUUUGAGUUGUGGUCGGCGGCACCAGCAUGUUUUUUUGAGGUCCAAUUCACCAUGAAUGGCGUCCUCCAGCGUUUGAGUCUCUGCGCGUGAACCGUUAGCUGAUGUGAUGUGGACCAUGAUUAAUGGACCGUCUCACGCAGUGUUACAUCCGUCCGUCUAAUAAGAUCUCGGUCAAAAUUAUAAAGUAGUUCUGAGGCUGUCAGCGAUGAAGGUCUUGUGAAUCUUAGUGCUACGAUGUAAACGUCAUCAACUCCCAUCAUCCAUCUGCAAGGCUUUCACGUUAAAUGUCCUAAUUCAGACCGGGUCUGACUGUCCUCGCAUCUCUUUCUGAUUGGGUCCAAACCUCGAGUUUCACUGGCUCGAUUUCUGACGAUCGCGCGCUUUUAAAAAUGUUCUGCAACGUUUCACAGAGUCCGCGAUUCCACAAGUACCUUUGAGAUGAUUACCGGACCUUCGUGCAUAAAGACCUCUGUGGUUUAUUUGAGUGACGUGAAGAUCAGAGAGGACAUCUGACUAAAUCUGUCCUUCAGCCUCUUUUUUCUUCAUCCUCCAUCGGACAAACAUCAACAUGCUGGUUGAUGCAGGAGGAAACUUUUGAAUCAGCUGCUGCUGAGAUGCUAACAGGUUCAGAUUUAUCCUCCCGCUGAGCUGUUUGACCCCCCCCGGGUCACGUAUUUACUCCCUCAAAUAUCCAGUGACACUUGUGUAUUUCGGGUGUAUUUGUCACACUGUGCAUUGUAAAGCAGCAUAGGAUGAAUUUGUCUAAAAGUCAUGGCCGCUUUCAGCUCUUUGUCUGUGUCCAAACCUUGUAAAUAAAUGUUCACAUUGAGAAGCCAUAUUGUAGUUGGGCUGAACGCCUAGCUAGCGCUCGCUGCGUUUUAGGGCACUUUGGUUUAGUAUUUUAGAGUGAAAGCAGCAGAUGCUGAACCUCCUCACAGGGGUUGAAUCCACCAGUUUAUUUAUUCUGUUCGUCGUCGUGUCCUGAUCGACGACAAAGACCGAAUUUAGUUUCUGUGAAAGUUCUUUUUCUCUUUCUUCCUUCCUUGCGGCUUCGCUGCGGUCUGAAUGUUCACCGCCAGCUCGCCCAUCGAUAGCUGUACAUACUGUCCACAUCCUGUGAGGUUUUGGUCGUAGUGAAACACAAAUGUUUUGAAGGCUUAGAGGCAAAAAUAAAAACAUUUUGAAAACAAAA
Molecule: messenger RNA, 9292 nt
Organism: Siniperca chuatsi (mandarin fish)
Lineage: Eukaryota; Metazoa; Chordata; Actinopteri; Centrarchiformes; Sinipercidae
Product: PH and SEC7 domain-containing protein 1-like
Exons: 16
Coding region: 144-2555 (803 amino acids)
Biological process (GO): regulation of ARF protein signal transduction
Molecular function (GO): guanyl-nucleotide exchange factor activity; protein binding; phospholipid binding
Source: RefSeq, a predicted model, not a curated record